UAUUCCAUAUACAAACAAAUCAAACGAGAGCGGACGUCCAAAAAAACUAAAAAAAAUAGGCGAGGCAGGGCAUAACAGCUCAAAUUGUCUGGUAAUUGAGGCUUAGAUCUGUUCAUCGCAUUUUCUCGGAGCAGAAACAGAUCGAAAUUUGACCAUGUCUGCGAGAAGGCGAACCCUGUUAAAGGUUAUCAUCCUCGGUGACAGUGGGGUCGGUAAAACGUCUCUCAUGAAUCAAUAUGUAAACAAGAAAUUCAGCAAUCAGUAUAAAGCAACAAUUGGAGCUGAUUUCUUGACCAAGGAAGUGCAGUUUGAGGACAGGCUUUUCACACUGCAGAUAUGGGAUACUGCUGGCCAGGAGAGAUUUCAGAGCCUUGGUGUUGCCUUUUACCGUGGUGCUGAUUGCUGUGUUCUUGUAUAUGAUGUUAAUGUUAUGAAGUCAUUUGAUAACCUUAACAAUUGGCGUGAGGAAUUUUUAAUUCAGGCAAGCCCAUCUGAUCCAGAGAAUUUUCCAUUUGUGGUGCUUGGAAAUAAAAUUGAUGUGGAUGGUGGAAACAGUAGAGUGGUUUCUGAGAAAAAAGCCAGGGCAUGGUGUGCUUCUAAAGGCAAUAUUCCUUACUUUGAAACAUCUGCCAAAGAGGGCUUCAAUGUUGAAGCAGCAUUCCAGUGCAUAGCUAAAAAUGCAUUGAAGAAUGAGCCUGAAGAGGAAAUAUAUCUUCCGGAUACAAUUGAUGUCUCUGCUGGGAGACAACAAAGAUCGUCAGGAUGUGAAUGCUAGCCUCUCAUGUGUCAUAAAAGGUUCUGGGUGCUAUAUAUGGUCUUUUGCAACGAGUCUGGCCAUUUGGGAGGGUGAUUGAAUAUUGUUCGUGUUCGGUGUAGUGAUUGAAUUGUACUUUAGAUAAAUCUUGUUAAAUUGUAGCUCUGUUCUGCAUUCUCCUGUCUCUGAGCCCCAGGGUUUGAUUACUCUAUUUUGUAUGAUUCAAAUGCUGAGCAGUUUAAAUUUGUGUAUGGCAUGAGACCAUGUACUGCAACUUAUGUUGGUAUUCUAUUGUGAUUAUUUGAAAAUAUGGCUAUAAUUAUUCUUUAGUGGUGCACCAUUCAAUAAUAAUAAGUGAAACAAAUCUGAACUUACAAUUUCUACA
Molecule: messenger RNA, 1139 nt
Organism: Cryptomeria japonica (Japanese cedar)
Lineage: Eukaryota; Viridiplantae; Streptophyta; Pinopsida; Cupressales; Cupressaceae
Product: ras-related protein Rab7
Exons: 7
Coding region: 155-775 (206 amino acids)
Cellular component (GO): vacuolar membrane
Molecular function (GO): GTP binding; GTPase activity
Source: RefSeq, a predicted model, not a curated record